UAGAGAUGUUGUUGUAACUUGAACUGAUAAGAAAGUUUCCUACAGUCUGAGACAUGAGAUUAUCACUUGUCUUCGUACUAUAUAGACCAGUAUUCUCUCCCUUGUCACUAGAGUUAUCGUCGCUUUCUGUGAUUUUAAAGUUUGUCUACUUCAGGACCCAAGCUGAAAUUUUCAGGAAACGCUGAAAUCAUCAAAGAGUUCAUUGAACCUCUAAUAUUAUCAUGCUUUUUGAAGAGCUUUAACAAUGAAACAAAUGAACACCUUAAAGUUCACAUUAUGUUCAUUCAGCAUGAAACAAAUGGGGUUAUUUCAACGCUCUCUAAGGAUCAGGCUGUUGCAGUCUCUGCAGAUGAAAGCUCGACCCAUGCCCAUGGGAAAAUCUAUAACAAAGACUUGCAAGACUCUUACCUUCAAGUAAUUUGGAAGAAUCCGAAGAUCUCCGAGUCUGGAAAAUAUUUCUGCCUAGCAUACGCCAAGAAUUCUACUGGCCAAGAUAGUGUGUUUCAAUCCACAGUAACAAUAAAAGUUUUAAAACCAAAGGCGGAUGAUUUGGUCCAGGUGAUAGGCCAGCUACUUAAGAGAGUAGAUACACUUGAACAACUACUGGAAGGAAAUGAAACAAAGUUGAGAGGUCAUGACGACCGUAACGUCCAGAUAGCCCAAAAGUUCAGUGGUCUUGAAGCACUGAACCUACAGAGAGUUAACGACGACAUAUUGAUUUCAACAACCCAUAAAACACCGUUCACUUCCUGUCGUGACGUCAACAGCUCAGAUGAACGCGUGGUGGUGACUUUAGCUUCCGGGCAAAAGGUCAUGUGUGACACCAAGACAGAUGGCGGCGGUUGGAUUAUCAUCCAAAGAAGAAUUAUGGGAUAUGUUGAUUUCUACAGAGGCUGGAAGGAGUAUCGUGACGGCUUUGGAGAUUACAACAUUGGUGAAUUUUAUCUGGGAAAUGAAAAUAUUCAUCAAUUAACAUCAAAGAAACCACACGAACUCAGAAUAGAUCUUGAAUUUGACAAUGAAAAUUAUUUUGCCCAAUACUCAAGCUUUCUAUUGCUAGGUGAAGAGGAAUUUUAUAAACUACAGAUUGGGGACUAUUCGGGAAAUGCUGGCGAUAGUUUAGCUUAUCAAAAAAACAUGUCCUUUAGUACGUAUGAUAGAGACAACGAUAACGCCAGCGGAGAAAAUUGUGCGGUGAGUUACUCUGGAGCCUGGUGGUACAAUGCGUGCCAUAUGUCUAAUUUGAACGGGGAUUGGGGAAAUGAUGCCUAUGGCAAGGGAGUUAACUGGGACGGGUUGACUGGACUUCAUGAUAGCGUUGUCUUCUCUGAGAUGAAAUUGCGAGAAUUAGACUAGAUAAUCAACUAAUCCUUACCUCAAUCAAACUGACAUUUUCGUAAACAAGGAAGACUUCUACGGAAUAAGUUAAUACAAUGCUCCAUUGUGGUUGUUUUUUUGUUUUUUUUUAUAAUUUUAAAACAAUUUUCGUUGGCUUAAAAUUAUUUUUUUGAUAUUAAGAUGUACACGAUACUAAAUAACAUAAAUACCCUACAAGUAUCUAAAUAAAGAAGGCAGUUAUAUGACAUGAGAUAUGUAUAGCAAAAUGCCAAAAUGUUAACUGAUUUAUUCUUUUUUUCACAAUUUUACAAACAUUUAAAAGAUUACAGAAAUAAUUAAAGCAUUGAAACAUUUUA
This is a messenger RNA of Biomphalaria glabrata, 1694 nucleotides long. Its product is annotated as fibrinogen C domain-containing protein 1-like. Bases 277 to 1356 code for a protein of 359 amino acids. Lineage: Eukaryota; Metazoa; Mollusca; Gastropoda; Planorbidae. The transcript has 5 exons. The record is from RefSeq and is a predicted model, not a curated record.